GACAACGAUUACCUGAAAGAGGAUUUAGACAUGACCUAAUUUAGGAAACCUAAACAAGUUUAACAAAAUUUAGAUAAUUAAAAAUGAGACGGAGAGGAGCUGGUAUUGCUGCUAUUAAAAACAAAAAUUUAGCUCAGGCAAAGUACAAAGACAAAGGAAAUGAGAUUGCAGAAGAUCAGUUUGCUCAGAUGUCAAAACAGAUGGAAACAUUUAAAGGACAUCUAGAAGAUUUCACAGCUAAACAUAAGGAUGAGAUCAGGAAAAGUCCAGAGUUCCGAGCUCAGUUCCAGGAAAUGUGUGCAUCAGUGGGUGUCGAUCCUCUAGCUUCAAGCAAAGGUUUCUGGGCAGAGAUGCUGGGUGUAGGAGAUUUCUACUAUGAACUUGGGGUACAGAUUAUAGAAGUAUGUCUAGCAACUAGCCACAGGAAUGGGGGUUUAAUUAGUAUAGAAGAAUUGAAGGACAGAUUAAAGAAAUCUAGAAGCAAGAAAAGCCAGGAUGUUAGUUUAGAUGAUUUGUUGAGGGCUAUAAAGAAACUUAAAGCAUUAGGUAAUGGUUUUACGGUGAUACCUGUGGGAGGUACAUACAUGAUACAGUCAGUGCCGGGAGAACUGAGUCUUGAUCAUACCGCAGUUAUACAGGCUGCACAGAGUUCCUCUCAUGUAACAAAGAGUUCCCUAAUUAAAGAGCUGAAAUGGGAAGAGGAGAGGGCUGCCAGAGCGUUGAAUUACCUUGUUAAAGAAGGCCUAGUAUGGGUUGAUGACCAGGCUGGGUCAGAGAGAGAAUACUGGUUCCCUAGUUUAUUUACUGCCAAUUUAUCAGCUGGUUCCUGAACAAACUAGUGAUUGAUUUGACUGGUUCCUUAAUUCCUUAAAGAUGUACAGACUACAGUCCAGACAGUGCUGGUUCCUAAAUUAUAUAACUUUUAAUGUUUUGCACGGUUCCUGGUAAAUCCAAAUAUGGAAGGCCCGAUAUCAGAGUUAAACCAGAGUUUACUUAGUUUUUGUACCUGUAAACAAAAAAAUUUUAUUUUUGAUAUUUAAAUAUUGGCAGACUCAAAUAAAAUUUGCUUGUCAACAAAAUAAUGGUG
Molecule: messenger RNA, 1087 nt
Organism: Ruditapes philippinarum (Manila clam)
Lineage: Eukaryota; Metazoa; Mollusca; Bivalvia; Venerida; Veneridae
Product: vacuolar-sorting protein SNF8-like
Exons: 8
Coding region: 84-830 (248 amino acids)
Biological process (GO): protein transport to vacuole involved in ubiquitin-dependent protein catabolic process via the multivesicular body sorting pathway
Cellular component (GO): ESCRT II complex
Source: RefSeq, a predicted model, not a curated record